GGUGGUGGGUGUGUCCAACAGGAUGCUGAGUCCCUAUAACAUUGCUCUGAGAUCUCCAGAUGCAAUGUGAGCGCUCCUGAGGUCUUCACCUGCAGACCAAAGCAGCAGCAGUAUACAGGCAUAUAUGGCUACUUUGUCCUCAGAUUUUGUGGAGGAUAUCAGCAAAGAUGAAUGCAAAGAGGAUGAAUUGGAGGAGGAAGAGGAAAUAGAAGUUAGUGAUGAAGAAAAAGAAGAGGCUGAGGAUAAAUCAGUCAUUCAGCAGCAGAAGAAACCAGCCUGGGCUCCAUGUUUCUUCUUCAGAACAGACAGAGAGGUGUACUCCUAUGUUGGGCAGGAGAUCAUCAUUGAAGAGGGUCUUGACUCCUAUGCCGGCAUGAUAUGGCCAGCUGCUCUGGCUCUCUGUCAUUACCUGGACACUCAUCGUCAACAGAUCAGCAUGGUUGGCAAGGCAGUCCUGGAGAUUGGGGCAGGAACCGGCCUUGUGUCUAUUGUAGCAACACUCCUCGGUGCCUGGGUGACAGCCACAGACCUCCCAGAGGUCCUGAACAACCUGAGAGUGAACCUGAACAGGAACACCAGGGGACGCUGCAGAUACACACCUCAGGUGGCAGUUCUACCUUGGGGCUACAACCUGGAGGACACCUAUCCUACAUCUGUGUAUCGCUACGACUACGUCCUGGCCGCUGAUGUGGUCUACCACCACGACUUCCUGGACGAGCUCUUGGCCACCAUGAAGCAUUUCUGCAGACCAGGAACCACGCUGAUCUGGGCCAACAAGGUCAGGUUUGAGACUGAUCUGACCUUCACAGAGAACUUUAAAAAGGCUUUUAAUACCACACUGCUGCUAGAGGACGGAGAGAUGAAGAUCUUCAUGGCGACAUGCAGAGAAGAAGGGGAAAAGGGGGUUGAUAUGACUGAAAUCCAAGAUCUGGUGAGAGAGACAGAGGAAGAGGAUGGCAGAGAGAAUGAAGAAGAUGAAGAGGAGGCAGAACCUCAAGGAGUAAACACAGAGGAAUGGAAAGAAAAAGAAAAUGAUGUACAUGAAAUCCCAAUGCCAGAAAAAGAACAUAAUGAAGAAGAAAAAAUCCUGUAUGACUUGGAAGAAAAAGAACAAAAGGAGGCAGAAAAAGAAGACGAAGAAGAAACAGAUGAAGAGGAUAAAACGAAGGACGAUGGGUCAAGUUGUAGCUCAGCAAACAAUGAACAUCUGUCAGAAGAAACACACAUGAAACAAACAGCAGUGCAGCAGGACACCAAACCAGCCUGGGUCCCCAGCAUCAUCAGCAAAUUUGGUAGGGAUAUCUACCAUUAUGUGGGGGAGGACAUCGUCAUUCAGGAGUCCAUAGACUCUUAUGGAGCAGUGAUGUGGCCAGCUGCGUUGGCUCUGUGCUCCUUUCUGGAAAACAACAGGGAGAGGGUGAACCUGAAGGGGAAGGAGGUGCUGGAGCUGGGAGCAGGAACAGGACUGGUGACCAUUGUGGCCAGUCUGCUGGGAGCUUCAGUCACUGCUACAGACUUACCUGACGUGUUGGGCAACCUGCGGUCUAAUGUGAUGAGGAACACCAGGGGGCGCUGCAGAUACACACCUCAGGUGGAGGUUCUCUCCUGGGGCUACAACCUGAAGCAUACCCACCCUACAUCUGUGUAUCACUACGACUACAUCCUGGCCGCUGAUGUGGUCUACCACCACGACUUCCUAGGUGAGCUCUUGGCCACCAUGAAGCAUUUCUGCAGACCAGGAACCACGCUGAUCUGGGCCAACAAGGUCAGGUUUGAGGCUGAUCUGACCUUCACAGAGAACUUUAAAAAGGCUUUUAAUACCACACUGCUGCUAGAGGACGGAGAGAUGAAGAUCUUCAUGGCAACUUAUAGAGAGUGAGAGACGAGAAGACAUGAAUAGACUCAAGAUCUCAGCUAUGUUAAAGAGGUAUACUGCACUACUGCUACUUUAAAUAGAGUUUCAAUUUCACUUAUACUAACCCCUUACAGUGAAUUUUUGAAAUGUGAAUCUAAGGGUUAAACUAGGACCCUAAGAGACCAGAAAAGCUUAAUUUUAGAUAAGCGAUUUAUUAUUAUUAUUAUUCUACAUUAUGUUAUUAUUAUCAAAUCUGUUCAAUUUUCUCCUCUAGACCACUGUAUGUUCUUAUUCAGAGUUACUUUAGCCUCAUAGACAGGGUAAUAUUUAGUCACAAAAAUAGUGCUCAAGUUUCAAGCUCCUGUGAAUAAUAUUUGGUUUCUGUUGAUUUUGGUGCACUCUCCCCUUUGGCAUAGCAGCACAUCUUACUUCUUCACUGACCUUUUUUCCUUUAUAAUAAAAAUAUAUAUAUAUAUAUUUAAUAUUAUUCUUACAUUAGAUAUUUCCAGCAGUUUUAAAAGCAUGAAAAACCCAUGACCCCUGUAACAGUGUGACCCCACUUGACAUUUCCAAGCAAUGUAGGGAAGCGCUUCUAGGCUUGGCCCACCUCAGCUGCUCACUUGUUAUUGUUUGUUUUUUCAACAAAAAGAGUUAAAAGGGUUUUUUUUCUGGGGAACAGAUGGCGUACCGGUUUGGGUGCUGUCCCAUGUAUGGAGGCUGGUCUUCCAGGUUGGCAGGGCAGGUUCAAAUCAGAGCUCUAUUGCUGCAUGUCAUUCCUCAUGCUAUCUCCCUGAUUUCCUACACUAGCCACUGUCUUGACCUCUCCAAAUAAAGGCAAAACCCCCAAAAUAAUAUCUUAAAAAAAUAAAUGUUAAAAUAUGUAGCCAUAGUGUCUGACAUUGAAUCGCUUCAUGCUAACUUUAAACAGUCAAAUGUGUCAGUUAUUAUAAAUAUUCAUAGUGAAUUGGAAGAAAGAGGGUUGUUUCUUUAGUGUGUCGUGAAUCAUCUUAUUUGAGGCCCACCCCUCUGCAUUUGCUCGCCAAGCUCCUGAAGCAUUUCUGCAGACCAGGAACCACACUGAUCUGGGCCAACAAGGUCAGGUUUCAGACUGUUUGCUUUCAGUCUGUUUCAUCACCAGCUAAAAUCUCCUCACAGGAGCUUUGGUACAUCAUUUUGUCUCAAUAUUAAAGGUCACAUAUUAUGGAAAAUACGCUUUUUCAGGAUUUUGUAGCAAAAAAUAUGUCCCUGGCCUGUCCACAGUCCCUCAAAGAAUCAGACCCCCACCCCCCUCUCCAUCUUUUAGAACGUGUGCUAAAGCCCGAUUUUAGCCAAGAUUUGACUCCCCCGACGAUCAUGGGGGCAUAUACCAACUGUAGCCUUGUCGCAAACGAUUAUUUGUCUUAGUAGUCUGCAUGUGUGUGUGGUGUCAACACGAUUCAUUUACUGCUCCAAAUCGCGUCGUAGCCUCCCAGACCCUGAAUCAUAAAUACCAAACAUGUUUGAUAUUUAUGAUUCUAGGUCGUAGUGCUACUGACAGAGUACCCACAACAACCAAUGAGAGCGAGCACACCGGUAGCAUCACCAGAUGAAUCACACGUACUUUCACCACUCACAACCAUAAAUACAACUGUACCUUAAUUCCAGCCAGGAUUUCAUCCUAAGUCUUCCCCUGUUUUAUGAUUGUUGCUGGACCUGUAACACACACCAGGACCGCCUGUUGUGUAGAGACAGCAAGACGGUA
Molecule: messenger RNA, 3596 nt
Organism: Cheilinus undulatus (humphead wrasse)
Lineage: Eukaryota; Metazoa; Chordata; Actinopteri; Labriformes; Labridae
Exons: 8
Coding region: 125-1879 (584 amino acids)
Biological process (GO): peptidyl-lysine methylation
Cellular component (GO): cytosol; cytoplasm
Molecular function (GO): protein-lysine N-methyltransferase activity
Source: RefSeq, a predicted model, not a curated record